Molecule: messenger RNA, 1153 nt
Organism: Syngnathus acus (greater pipefish)
Lineage: Eukaryota; Metazoa; Chordata; Actinopteri; Syngnathiformes; Syngnathidae
Gene: rd3l
Product: retinal degeneration 3 like
Exons: 3
Coding region: 131-781 (216 amino acids)
Source: RefSeq, a predicted model, not a curated record
CUUUCUUUCCUCACUGAUGCACAAAGCAGCUGAACUCGGAUUAUACUGGACAAGCAAAAGAUGUAAAGUUCAAAGUCUGUUUUGAAGCGUCCCUUGACUAUUCUGUCUGCGUUUAAGGGCUUUCCUUGCUAUGCCACUCUUUAGCUGGCCCAAAUGGUCCCGUAAUACAACCACACAAGCUGAAACAUCAUCACCCAGACGCCCUGUGGACCGAUCAAGCCGCGACUUGCUCCGGGAGCUUGUAUGGCACAUUCAGGGCCGCGAGUGCACGGCCAGGAUGCUGGACCCGGAGCACAGCGAUGUGGAUCAGCCAUGUUUCCAGAGGUGCCCUAGGUGGAGGACCCUCAUCCCCAAAUCAGAGAUUGAGCAACUGGAACUACUGAUUGCCGGCAUCCCUCCCAUCCACGCUGCAGCGGUGCUCUCCAGGUUUCGUGAGGUGCUUGCAGGCAGCAAAGUGAUGCCAUGGGAGCUAGUCACUGUCUUCAAGCUGGUGCUGAGAGACAUCGAUCAAAGGGAAUGCGGUGAAGACCAACGAGUCUCAGGGAAAGCCAAGCAUCUCCAAACAACAGGGUUUUGGACAAGCCCCAACAAAUUGGAGCAGCAUGUUGCCAAAGCAAGCAGUAAUGAUGGAAGGUUGAGGGAGGAGAUCCCAACUGUGUCUGGAUAUGUGGACAGAGCCAUGCGCCACACCAGCUGGUUCAGAGCAAAAAGGGAGUGGGAACUUCCAUAUUUCUGUCCAGUUCCCAUGAGGCCAGCAGUCAACGAAUCAAUUAAUUUGUAAAUUAUCUCUUUUAGGUAAAUAAUACACUCUUAAUAUGUCAUACAUGUUCAGUAAACCCUCACCAAUUCGCAAAUCAUAAUUUCUGAAACUUUCUAUGGAUGAUAAAUUAUACUCUUGUCCAGGGGUCACCAAGGCUGGUCCUCAAGGGCACCAAUCCAUCCUGUUUUAGCCCUACUACAACACACUUUAUUCAAUUGUUCAGCUCAUCAGCAAACUCUAUUAAGCCUGAUAUCCAUCCAGAUUAUUUUUAUUUGAUUUUUUUUUUAAUUAGAUGUGUUGCAGUGGGGAUGCAUAUAAAACAGGCUGGAUUGGCACCCUUGAGGACUAGAUUUGGUGACCCCUGUUCUAGUCUAAAACAUGCAUGAAUACAUU